UCCCCCGCCCAUUGGUCGCGCCGCCCCUUAAGUCUGCGGCGAUUGGCUGCGGCGGCCCCGGCCCGGUAUCCGGGUAAGAUGGCCGCAGUCGGCGAGUGCUCGCUCCCCGCUCCGUGGCGGCCGCUCUCCCUCACCCACGUCGAGUACCCGGCAGGUGAUUUCUCGGGUCAGCUUUUAGCUUAUUUGAGCCUCGGUCCGAUAUUCAUCAUUGUUGGCUUUGUAACGCUCAUCAUAUUCAAGAGGGAGCUUCACACGAUCUCGUUCUUGGGAGGGCUGGCAUUCAACGAGGGAGUGAACUGGUUAAUAAAAAACGUUAUCCGGGAGCCACGGCCUUGUGAAGAAGCCCAUUCAACAGUGACCACAAAAUAUGGGAUGCCGUCCAGCCACUCCCAGUUCAUGUGGUUUUUCUCAGUCUAUUCAUUUCUGUUCCUUUAUUUAAGAAUGCACCAAACAAACAAUGCGAGGUUUCUGGAUUUACUAUGGCGACAUGUGCUGUCCAUCUGCCUCGUCACAGUGGCUUUGCUAGUCUCAUAUAGUAGGGUUUAUUUGCUUUACCACACCUGGAGCCAAGUCUUAUACGGAGGUGUGGCAGGAAGCAUUAUGGCCAUAGCCUGGUUUGCCUUCACACAGGAGAUACUAACUCCUCUCUUCCCAAGGAUAGCUGCGUGGCCAAUUUCAGAGUUCUUUUUAAUCCGAGACACCAGCCUCAUUCCUAACAUCCUGUGGUUUGAAUAUACAGUCACAAGAGCAGAGGCGAGAAACAGACAGCGCAAGCUGGGGACGAAGCUCCAGUGACUCAGGAGGCGUGGGGACCAGCGCGCGCGUUUUGAUGGAGACAGACAAGAGCAGAGACCUGGGAGCAGCAAGGAGCCUUUUAACAGAUGGACCAAAGGAACAGGCAGGGACCAUACCCAAAACCUGAAAGCCUUUGCUCUGCUUUAGCAGCUAGCUGGAUGCUCCCUGAUGCAUGUGGGACCGUGCAGGAGUAGAAACUCAUUUUCAACACAGAUGCACAUUGCCGGUUGGAAUGUACCAUCAUGUCUACGUCAGGGGAGGGGGGAGACAAUGUCUGGUGUCAUGUUUGGGGGAGGGAAAACCAAAAAUGAAUCGUUUCUGUGACUUUUUUCUUUUUAUUUUUUUUUUCUUCAGCAUGAAAUAUACACACUAUUUAUUUUUUUAACCGGAGCUAUUGUUUUUGGGGUGGGUGAGGCCUUGUGUGUUCUGUUCUGCUUUUUGUUUGGGUUUUUCUUUUUGGAAGAAGAUGACAAAACUAAUCUCCAGUUGAUCAUGCUUAAUUAGGGCUUCUAGUUUUGAAAAAUUCCUCAAGAGGGGAGGGGAACUAAGAUGGUGUAACGUAGGUAGAAGGGAGAGGAAGGUUUUCUUUCCUUUCUGCCACCAGUUUGGGAGAUCCAGUUCAAUUCCAACUGCACUUUGUAUAGAUAGAAAGAAAGCACUAAAGAUUUGAUUUUUAACACUAGUGAUGGUUCUGGGGGGAAGCCUGCACGGAUUCCAUUAAGGGGAGUGUGUGUGUAAAAAAUAACAACAAAGGAAAACCGAAAUACACUGAUAUAUAUAUUUAUAUAUAUAUAUAUUUCCACUGCUGCUCCUGGAGUGUAAUUAGCAAGGCUGUCUUUCUCAGAAUCUCUUCUAGGUGGCAAGAUUACCAUACAUAUCUCAUGUUUAUUUCAUCUCUUCCUUUAUUCUUUUAUUACCUCAGGGUUGCUGGGAUCUGUACAGCUUCUGUUGUUGUACUUGGUGUGCUACCGAUGGCGCUAGAAGGCCCAUUGGUCAUAAGCAAUGCUAUGCUCCAAUAAGUCAGCCCAAAGCCUUACGAAAUUCAGUUGCUAGUCUCUGUCUUAAGCACUGGAUUUUAAUUUUAUUUUUAUUUUUGUUAAAGCUUAAGGGAGGGAUUUUUUUAAAGAACGAACAAAGCGACAACCACAAAGAAAUAAUAAGGUGAACAACUAAUAACUAGCUCAGUUGCUGUUUGAAUUUUCUGAAGUCUUGUUAGAGUCCAGGUGUGAACUCAGUAGCGGGCUUAUCUUAGCAGAUACUCCUACCAGUUGUUGCAGGGGAUUGUUUGGGGUUCUGCAGGCAUAAUCUCGAGUGCCAAACUCCUGCAAGCAAGUUUUGCUUUCCAUCCUUCUUCCAUUUUGAUUCCUCGUUUGGCCAGUCAGCUCUCUGGAUGCUGUGUCUCUGUGGGAGUGUGCCUGCCAUCUGUGUGUGCUCCAACUUCAGUGAUCCAUGAGUUAACCUGGCAAGGGCUAUACUCAACGUGCUUCAGGGCUGUGCAUGGACACUUUCUGUAUUUCUAGUAUAUAAUGCAGCAGUUCAAGUGUAACUACGGAGAAAUAUUUAUUCAAAGCACAAUUGACUUGAACUUUCACAGAUAAAGGACAGCUUCUGAACUGGCUCAAAGGUCAUCGGUGUGCCUUCGAUGCAGCCAUGUGAGCAGAGGUAAAAUGACUGUCACAUCUCAGUCUUGCUGCCUGUUUUACUAUCUUCACUUUAAACAGACUCCUGCAUUAUAAAGCUGCUUGAAGUGAGAUGUAUUUCUGUUCACCUUGAUUUUGAUAUUUAUUUAUUUUUUAAGUUUUCAUCUGUGCCUGUUGCCAUAGGAAUUUGUGUGUUCAUACGGAGUGGGAGUUGGCUGCUGUAGAAAGUGCUGGACAACCAGAGUAUUAACUGUAGAAAGUAGUGACCCUGAUCUAGGAGAUCAGGAAUUAAGCUGUUUGAGCUUGUGUGUUCAGGUAGCUUUGCAUAGUAAACUGUUUUUUCACUUGCAUCAAACCAGAUUUAAGAACCGUUUAGGUUUGUGUUGUUUUUUUCCAUAACAUCAGCAGUCCUGUUUCUGUUAACAUCUGAAGGACCUGAGCACUGGAUCUGCUUUGAAGGUGUAUCAGAAUAAAGAGGCACCUUACAGCUUU
Molecule: messenger RNA, 2927 nt
Organism: Oxyura jamaicensis (ruddy duck)
Lineage: Eukaryota; Metazoa; Chordata; Aves; Anseriformes; Anatidae
Gene: DOLPP1
Product: dolichyldiphosphatase 1
Exons: 8
Coding region: 79-795 (238 amino acids)
Biological process (GO): lipid biosynthetic process; protein N-linked glycosylation
Cellular component (GO): intracellular membrane-bounded organelle; endoplasmic reticulum membrane
Molecular function (GO): dolichyldiphosphatase activity
Source: RefSeq, a predicted model, not a curated record